UCCUGCACGUUCCGCAGAACGUGACGUGUAUGCCGCGUGUGAAAACCGGGAACAGGCUGUGAAUGUUCACCUCUGCUCAAAUUACGGACUGAGACAACUUUUAGGUUUGAAUGCAUUGCUGCCAUGCCUGCCAAAAAGACCACCACCAAGAGGAAGAGUGCACUAAUUACUGAAGAUGCUAACGACUCCAAGAAAACAAAAGUGUCACACAGGAGUCAUUGUAAAGAGGCGGGUCAGGUUCUAGUUUUGGGCCAGGGUGAUGUUGGACAGCUGGGGUUAGGUGAGGACAUCACUGAGAGGAAGAAGCCAGCUCUUGUCUCACUACCUGAAAAGAUUGUGCAGGUGGUGGCAGGAGGCAUGCACACAGUGUGUCUCAGUGAAAGCGGUCAUAUCUACACAUUUGGCUGCAACGAUGACGGCGCUCUGGGUAGGGACACGUCAGAAGAAGGAUCUGAGAUGGUUCCUGGUAAAGUUGCGUUGAAUGAGAAAGUAGUCCAGGUGUCUGCAGGGGACAGCCACACUGCUGCACUCGUAGAGGAUGGAUCGGUGUAUAUCUGGGGCUCCUUCAGGGACAACAGUGGUGUUAUUGGUCUUCUGGAGGCUAUGAAACCAUGUCCUGUUCCAGUCAAAAUCCCCCUCACAGAACCUGUAGUGAAAAUUGCCUCAGGUAACGAUCAUUUGGUGUUGCUGACAUUGGAUGGAAAUCUGUAUACAUCGGGGUGCGCAGAGCAGGGGCAGCUGGGAAGAGUACCAGAGCAUUUCUCCAACAGAGGAGGGAGGAAAGGUCUUGAGCGACUGCUGGUCCCACAGAUGGUGAAGCUUAAAGGGAAAGUUCACUUCACUGAUGCAUUCUGUGGAGCCUAUUUUACAUUCGCUGUGUCUACUGAAGGAUAUGUGUACGGAUUUGGUCUUUCAAACUAUCAUCAGCUGGGCACUAAGAGCACCAAGAUGUGUUUUGUUCCCGUAAAACUGACGUGCUUCAAGAACUCUACCACUGCCUGGGUGGACUUUUCUGGAGGACAGCAUCACACGCUCUGCCUUGAUGCUAAAGGGCAGGUUUAUAGCCUGGGUAGGGCAGAGUACGGUCGCUUGGGUCUGGGUCCAGGAGCUGAAGAGAAGAGUGAGCCAACUCCUGUGAUAAUGGAUCCAGCAAUGGGAGUGUCAUGUGGAGCUUCUGUCAGCUGUGCUGUUACCAGAGAAGGUUCUGUGUAUGCCUGGGGCAUGGGAACCAACCUGCAGCUCGGCACAGGAGAGGAAGAUGACGAGUGGAGUCCAGUGAAGAUGACCGGGAAGCAGCUAGAUAACCGUGUAGUUCUGCUAGCUUCCAGUGGAGGGCAGCACACAGUCUUACUUGUUAAAGAGAAGCAGGAAAGCUGAUAUCCACCUGACACACAGCUGGAAUAGUUUUGAUCAUUUUUGAUGGGGCCUGUUCAGAUUUCAUAUUCAGGAGCCUAUUUGUGGCUCUGUGCUUUAGGAGAGCAAUGUUCAGACCACAAAGGCCAGAGGAGACUUGGCGUCUUUUAGUAGAACUUUUCUUAACAUGGGUGAAAAGUACAUGUUUUUGGUUAAUCAAAAAACUAUUUUUUUAAUGUGUUUUUGUUCCUUUAAAUUCCCAUUAAACCAUUUUGUAUGACUGUGAGGGUUUAGUGUGUUUGUGAAAGAAACUGCAUGUUCAAAAAUGAAGCUAGAAGCUGUUGGAUUAAGCCACUGAAUGCUAGUUUUUAAAGUAUUUUUCUUAAGCAAUAACUUGAUUAUGAUUCAGACAGGACAUUCAUAAUGAGUUUAAGAUGUGCAACUACUGUUCAUGUCAUAUCUGCAAACACAGCUGUUGUGACUGGAAAUUUAAUAACACAUUUUGGUUUCUGCAUCUUGUUGCCUUUCCUGUCUGACAAUAAAAGUGAUUUUUAAAACCUG
Messenger RNA from Cyprinodon tularosa, 1914 nucleotides. It is a transcript of the gene rcc1, whose product is annotated as regulator of chromosome condensation 1. Gene Ontology annotation, molecular function: guanyl-nucleotide exchange factor activity. The transcript is spliced from 10 exons. The record is from RefSeq and is a predicted model, not a curated record. NCBI's taxonomy places the organism in Eukaryota, Metazoa, Chordata, Actinopteri, Cyprinodontiformes, Cyprinodontidae. Bases 124 to 1377 code for a protein of 417 amino acids. Gene Ontology annotation, cellular component: cytoplasm.